AUGGCUUUUAAGAAAGCUGAUGAUGUUGGUCAAAGUAUAGAAACAUAUGACGAAGAGCUGGAACAGAGUGUGAGGGAAUCAGGUACAAAGAAACCUAUAACAAGCGAUGAUGCACACAUGUAUCUAGAAGAAGUAAAGGAUGCGUUUAAAGAUGAGAAGUACAAGUACAGUGAAUUUCUAAGGACCAUGAAAGAUUUCAAUCUCAAAAGAAUCGAUGUUACGGAUGUGGUGGCAAGAGUGGAGAUAUUGUUUAAGGGGCAUGAAGAAUUAUUAUUGAAAUUUAAUGACUUCUUGCCAGAUGCAUUUGAAAUCAAAUCUUCACCAAAGAAGCCAAGUAUAUCGGUAGUGAAUAAAGAAGAUGCUAACAAAUAUUUGGAAAAAGUGAAGAAUCGCUUUCAACAUCAACUUGAUGUAUACGAUUCAUUUCUAGACAUCAUGAUUAUGUACAAAAACAAAGAUAAAAGCCUUGAAGAGAUAUAUGACAUGGUCAUUUCACUUUUUGAAGACCAUCAUGAUCUCGUUGAUGGAUUUACUAUUUUUCUUCCAUAA
Molecule: messenger RNA, 549 nt
Organism: Vicia villosa (hairy vetch)
Lineage: Eukaryota; Viridiplantae; Streptophyta; Magnoliopsida; Fabales; Fabaceae
Product: paired amphipathic helix protein Sin3-like 4
Exons: 5
Coding region: 1-549 (182 amino acids)
Biological process (GO): negative regulation of transcription by RNA polymerase II
Cellular component (GO): histone deacetylase complex; chromatin
Molecular function (GO): transcription corepressor activity
Source: RefSeq, a predicted model, not a curated record